CCGAAUCCAGAUCUAACUUGGAUACGGAACGGGCACAACUUCUUGGUUCGGCUCGACUGUGGUAACCGUUGAAUGUUCGCCGGUGGUUCACCAGCAUGAGGCCCGUUUAACUUGACUUCUUGGUUGCCAGACAGAGAUGGAAGCGUCACACCCAACCCCCGAGGGGAUUAUGCUUCCCUCAAGCCCCGUGGGUUCGACUGAUUCAAUCGACUCGGCCUCGUCCGGCUCUCCCGCUGAGCACUCCAGAGAGGCAAAAUGCAGCGAUAACGUCAUGAUCACACUGUCGCUCACACCUGACCCGCCGGUCCAAACUCCUACUCGUCUCCCUUUUACUCGUUCCCAUUUCCGGUCACGAUCGAUGGUCGAGGUCCCCGGCCUACCCCCCAUGACCCGCGCCCACUCGUCGCCAGGGCUGGACUCGCGGGGAAGAUAUAUAUUCGUCAACAAUCGCGGGUCUCCGGCGAAUGUGGGAGAUCAUGCCGCCAAGCGCUAUUUGCCUUUGCAGGUCACUACUGGAGACGGCCUAGAGUCCAGAAUGGUGCCCCUGAACAUAUCAGAGACCAUAUCAGAACAUGCGGAGCUGGAUACCAACAUCGUCUCCUCUCCGACUCAAAUCGAUUAUCACCCUGCCUCGCCGGUUUUCUCGCACACCCUACCUCGUGUCGGCCGUCGCCGACCAUCAUCCCCCCUUCAUUUUCAGAGUCCAACCUCGUCCGCCCAGUUCAUGGGCAGUCCCUCCGGCAAUUCCUCUCCCGUGAUAUUCGGUAUGAGAUAUAACGAGUCCUACCCGGGUUAUUCGGCAUCUGCGACCUCAUCUGUACCCUCGACCCCGACGAGCCUCCGAUCCCGCAGUCCGAGCAUCUCCUCGCUGGAAACUAUUCCGGACAUUCCAGAUGCAGAGGCCGCAGCCAUUGAGGCGGACAGAAUUGCGGCGUUGAAAGCUGCAGCAGAUAAGGCGGAUGAGGCAGAAGCGGCCAGCAGCGGGAAUCGACGGCGCGGGUCAUCCGAUGCUUCGGGCCCAUCAAGCGGUCUUACAAUGCGGGGAGGAUCGGUGGGAUAUGGUGCUCGGGCAGAUAAACGCAAGCGUUGGAGUGUGUGUGGAGCAGAGCGUCGACAGGAUUUGGACUUGGAAACGAUCUGGGAAGAUUGAGCGCGAUGCAGCACCGAUUUCUCACCCAGCCCCUUGAUCGGCCAUCUAUACCUUAUGCAUCGCUCAGUGGCAAUCGGACCACCCGUUCAAUGUCUCGUUCAUGCCCAGCCUGUCACAAUCAGAUACGCAAUGCGCGCUUGCCCGACUCAUUCCGGACACCACCAUCCAUCACAAGGGAGAUAAACUCCUGUCAUUGAGAGACAACACCCAGUCCAACCCAAUCCUGCUUGUUCCUUCUUGCUGUGUAUCAGGCGCCCAACUCGAAAAUACCCAAUUGUCUAUUAUAGUUUCCCGGCAUUAUCCUUGACGGUCUUCACCAGAUCAUAUACAGGAAGGUUGCGGAUUCUGAGGAUCGCGCAGGUUCGUCGAUGCUCUCUGCCAAUCGAGUUUCGUUUCAUAUUUUAUCUGGGUUAAUUCCAGCAUGGCGCAUGGUACUUUGACUGAUGCCUUU
This is a messenger RNA of Aspergillus sclerotioniger CBS 115572, 1601 nucleotides long. RefSeq lists its product as uncharacterized. The coding region runs from base 137 to 1150 and encodes 337 amino acids. The record is from RefSeq and is a predicted model, not a curated record. NCBI's taxonomy places the organism in Eukaryota, Fungi, Ascomycota, Eurotiomycetes, Eurotiales, Aspergillaceae. The transcript has a single exon.